AUGACAAGGGAACCACGUUCUCAAUCACACGGGAACCACGCCCUCAAUCACACGGGAACCACGUCCUCAAUCACACGGCACCCACGUCCUCAAUCACAAGGGAACCACGCCCUCAAUCACACGGCAACUACGUUCUCAAUGACACGCGAACAACGCCCUCAAUCACAAGGGGAACCACGUCCCCAAUCACACGGCAACCACGUCCUCAAUGACAAGGGAACCACGCCCUCAAUCACAAGGGGAACCACGUCCUCAAUCACAAGGGAACCACGUCCUCAAUCACAAGGGGAACCACGUCCUCAAUCACACGGUAACCACGUCCUCAAUCACACGGGAACGACGUCCUCAACCACAAGGGGAACCACGCCCUCAAUCACAAGGGAACCACGCCCUCAAUCACAUGGUAACCACGUCCUCAAUCACACGGCAACCACGUCAUCAAUCACACGGGAACCACGCCCUCAAUCACAAGGGAACCACCUCCUCAAUCACACCAGAACAACGUCCUCAAUCAUACGGGAACCACAUCCUCAAUCACACGGAAACCACGUCCUCAAUCUCACGGGAACCACGCCCUCAAUCACACGGGAACCACAUCCUCAAUCACACGGAAACCACGUCCUCAAUAACACGGGAACCACGUCCUCAAUCACACGGGAACCACGUCGUCAAUCACAAGGGAACCACGUCCUCAAUCGCAUGGGAACCACGUCUUCAAUCACUCAUGAACCACGCACUCAAUCACAAGGGGAACCAUGUCCUCAAUCACACGGGAACCACGUCCUCAAUCACGAAGGAACCACGUCCUCAAUCACGAGGAAACCACGUCCUCAAUCACGAGGGAACCACGUCCUCAAUCACACGGGAAGCACGUCUUCAAUCACAAGUGGAACCACGUCCGCAAUCAAACGGGAACCACGUUCUCAAUCAAACGGGAACCACGUCCUCAAUCACAUGGGAACCACGUCCUCAAUCACACGGGAACCACGUCCCCAAUCACAAGGGGACCACGUCCUCAAUCACACGGGAACCACGUCCCCAAUCACAAGGGGAACCACGUCCUCAAUCACACGGGAACAACGUCCUCAAUAA
This is a messenger RNA of Paramuricea clavata, 1092 nucleotides long. The record is from the annotation of a GenBank genome assembly. Lineage: Eukaryota; Metazoa; Cnidaria; Anthozoa; Malacalcyonacea; Plexauridae.